Molecule: messenger RNA, 237 nt
Organism: Parnassius apollo (apollo)
Lineage: Eukaryota; Metazoa; Arthropoda; Insecta; Lepidoptera; Papilionidae
Source: the annotation of a GenBank genome assembly
AUGACAGAUAGCACAGAAGUCGAAGUGACUUAUGUUUCCCAGCGCAAUAAAAGGAGAAGAGAGAAAGCAGAUAAAAAUUCAGAUAUGUCGACUUUCAAAAACGAAGUACUGAGCAUGUUUAUGGAUUUAAAAGUUACUAUGAAGGAAAUAAAAGAACAGAAUAUUAAACUGAAAAACUCGGUGGACUUUACAUCAAAGAAAUGUGAUGAAAUUCAUCUUUUGCAUCUUAUCUUAUAG